Boeremia exigua is the source of this 2215-nucleotide messenger RNA. RefSeq lists its product as uncharacterized. The transcript is spliced from 2 exons. NCBI's taxonomy places the organism in Eukaryota, Fungi, Ascomycota, Dothideomycetes, Pleosporales, Didymellaceae. The record is from RefSeq and is a predicted model, not a curated record. Bases 431 to 2080 code for a protein of 549 amino acids.
GUCAGGGUUCCUGCUUCGACGCACGACAACCACUCCUCCAACCGCAGUCAUGUCUGCUCGGAAACGACCCGGUACCGCCUUUAAUAUGAGGCCAAACGGGCCAGUACUACGUGAGAAGCUAUUGUCGGCCCAAACGUAGAUUCAAGCGGGUAUCGAUGCCUCAAAACCAGAGAAGACCCCUGCGAGCGGUGAGUCUCGGACAGUAGAGCUCUAGACUUGUGCGCUGUCGAGUGACUGAGUCGAACGAUUCCUACAUUUCUUAUUCCGUUUUUCAGUGUAGUGGCUUUCGUUCCGUCGAUCGUUGCCUUCAUAAUCGUCUGUUUCCUCAAUCACUUUCAAUUCUUCUGUUUCUGCUCUUGCCCAGUAGCAAACGCGCGCGUCUUCUUCCUUCUCCACUUUCUUUCUUUCUUAAUCCACGCGAUCAUCAAAGAUGGCUCGCUUUUCUUCUCUCUUGCUGCUGGCAGCAUCAUCCUCUGUUGUUCUUGCGGGCCCGUUGCCAAGAGGUCAUAGGAGACAAUUAUUUUCCAGCUACACAAACGCAACAUCGAUUGCUUCUUUAACCGUAGAGGCAUCACAGCCCCUACAAGAAGUCUCAUCGACACUAGUACCCGCUACCGAGGGCACUUUUGCUUCAUCGCAACCUACAUUUGCACCUUCUGGAUCACUACUACCAUCCCCAAGCGAACUACACGCCAACGCCGAGACUGCUGUCAUUAUCGAACCCAUUCAGCCGACUGUCUUUACACAGACUGCACCUGCUGUCACAUUCCUUUUACCAGAUGGCCAAGCCAUCGCAACACAACCGCUUGAAACCCUUUUGUCAACCUCGUACAUCACCGCCCCCGCACCUGUCCCUACCUCCGCGGCCCAGUCAAGCGCCACACCAGCAUACGAUGCUGCUUCGUCAUCCAUCCCCGCGGAAAGCCAAGUGCUGAACACCUUCCCUGCCAAGGGCUUGUCGAGUUCGAAGGCAGAAGUAGAGAGUGAAGCGCUGAGCGCCACCUCGUACGCGCCUCCAAUGUUCACGUACUCGCCCGAGGAACCCACAGCAGUAACCUCCAGUGCGCCUAGCAUUAUCGCCACUAGUCCUAUCAUUGCCAGCUCUGUUAUCGAAAGUUCGGUGCUUUCGAGUUUGGUCGUUCCUAGCGCGACUGCAUCCGCAACCGGAGGUCAGCCUGCCCAGAAUGGGACCGGUAUGCCUGGAUUCACCCAUCCCGGCGCACCUCAAGGCACAGCAGCUAUCAGUAGCGCUGUGGCAAGCUCUACUGAUGCAGUUCCUGUCAGCUCUGCAGCAGCCGAGUACCCGACGCAGGUGUCGUCAGCGCUGCCUCCUGUGAACACAACUAUGACAGCAUCAUCUCGUCUUGUUGUGACGAAGACGCUGUACACCACCGUCUUCCCCACGCCCGGUGCCCCCGAAGCAUCGCCUUCCGCAAGCUUGGCACUAUCCUCCACACUGUUGUCCAACACGUCAGCCUUGAUCUCAAGCUCGACGGUCGAUCCUACUGCUGCUGCCUCUGUGUCUUCCUUGAUACAAUCAUCAGCUGUGCCAUCACCUGCAGCCGAGUAUCUGCCCUCGACCUCGCUGCAAGUGCCGCCUGUCGUCAUUGUUACGCAGUACACAACUGUCUUGCCGUCGCCAUCAUCUGCACCCGAAGAAUCGUCAAUUGUAUCUUCGACUCCGUUGCCAUCUUUGCCAAGCAUUGUGCCUUCCGCCGCGCCUUCUUCAUCAACACAAGCCGCGUCGUCCGUCGCGCCCAGCACAUCAGAAACACCUUCUGCCACACCCAGCGUUCUGCCGACCUCGUCCAGCGCCGCUGUCUCAUCUUCGGUGCUUGCCUCCAGCGUUGUCGCAUCAGAGACAUCCUACGUGGUCACGAACGUGGAGCCCUCGCCUACAGAAGCUCCUGCGCCCCCGAGCGAUGCACCACCCGCGCCAGCGCCGGAGCCGACUGUUUCUUCGUCUGAGGGCCCGCUGAUUAUCACGCCGAUUGCGCCAAGUCAGAUCUUCACCGUCACGGUGACAGAGAAGGAGAAGGAGACUGUGACUGCUACGGUGACGGCCACUGUGACAGCAUAGGGUCUAUUUAAGAUGAAUGGAAUGAGUAGAUGAUUAGAUGACGAAAUAAAUGUUUCAUACAUAAUAGCAGGACUAAAUUUGAUACCCAAGACACGUAUAUAGCAGGACUAUGAUCCAGAAUACUAUUUCAAGCAA